This is a messenger RNA of Stegodyphus dumicola, 951 nucleotides long. RefSeq names its product histone H3. The record is from RefSeq and is a predicted model, not a curated record. Gene Ontology annotation, molecular function: protein heterodimerization activity; structural constituent of chromatin; DNA binding. Gene Ontology annotation, cellular component: nucleosome. NCBI's taxonomy places the organism in Eukaryota, Metazoa, Arthropoda, Arachnida, Araneae, Eresidae.
AAGAUGAAACGGUCUCUUCGGUUGACAUUGUUAGGCCUCCGAACGAACGAACUAACUGUCCGAUGGUAAAUAUCGAAAUGAGGGUACCCCAAUAUGUGUGCGUAGACUUGGGGGAGGACACAUGAGGCGGGGCUUAGAAAUUUGACCUUUCAUAGGUCUUGUAUGCUCACGUGACCUAUCAAACAGAGUUAAGAAAUACGAAUAGCCCGCGAAAUUUUUAUUAUUUCUUGAUUUCUAGUUGCGUUGUGAAGUGCUGAAGAAGCUCUUACUUUUGAGAUGGCUCGUACGAAGCAGACUGCAAGGAAAAGUACUGGAGGUAAAGCUCCUAGGAAACAGUUAGCUACUAAGGCUGCGAGGAAAAGCGCACCAGCUACCGGUGGUGUUAAAAAACCUCAUCGUUACAGGCCUGGUACUGUUGCUCUCAGGGAGAUUCGUCGUUAUCAGAAAUCAACAGAAUUGCUGAUCCGCAAAUUGCCUUUCCAACGUUUAGUCAGGGAAAUUGCACAAGACUUUAAGACCGAUCUUCGAUUCCAGAGCUCAGCGGUUAUGGCUCUUCAGGAAGCCAGUGAAGCUUACCUGGUAGGAUUAUUUGAAGAUACCAACUUGUGCGCUAUCCAUGCCAAGAGAGUGACUAUAAUGCCGAAAGACAUUCAGCUGGCUCGUCGUAUUCGUGGCGAACGCGCUUAAGUGACAUUUUUUGUUUUUAAAAAAAGGCCCUUUUCAGGGCCAUACAAAUAAUGUAAUAAGUUAUGUUACAAUAAUUGCUUCCUUUUAUUCCCUGCCUUUUUUUCCCCCAUUAAAAUUUUCUACUCAUUCGAAAAUCUUCCCUCUUUUCAUUAAAUAUUUAUGAGUUAUUAAAAUUGAAUGCGCACAUUCAAGUCUGCCAAAUUUUUAUUUCGAAAUCAUCACUUUAUAAAGAUUUCUUUCCUCUGACAGCAAUUAUUGUAACUG